AUGCAAGACUUGGCUCGACUGAAUCACGAUCCCACCUUAUUGGAUCAACACAACCAAGUGCAAAUUCCAGAAGAACGUACAUGGUUUGAACUGUAUGAUUCCUCCUCCGAGAAUGUUCCCUUCAAAGCCUUGUUUGAGAGAAUGGAUCAUCCAGUUCCUCUCGAAAGGCUUUUCCUAGUGGGCCUUUCAAAGGUUGCUGCUGCUUCUUCUUCGUUUCAAGAGUUACAACGGAGAGGUGUUUUUAAUUCCAAUUUGAAACGAUUGGAACUCGUUUCCAUGGCCAUCUCCGACGAGAAGGAUGCUCCAUUCUUGUUGGGUCAUCCUUCCGAGUGCGUAAAGAGCUCUUUACAAGAAUUGAGAGUCGUGGGAUGUGGCCUCUCGGAUGAAGGCUUGAAAGAAUUGUUGUUGAUGCAGAAGAGUUCUCUCAAACAGUUUGAAAAGUUAGAGUUGUUGGAUUUGAGUGAAAAUCAUCUCACGAGUGAAGGUGUUCGGAAUGUAUUGGCACAAGCUUCAUUUCCUUCGUUAAAGUAUCUCUUUUUGGAAGGGAACUCGAUUCCAAUGGAGGAUGAGGAAGAGGUCGAAUUGUAUCGUUCUUCAUUACGACAGUUGAUUCCUUCCUUGGAGAUUGUGUUGUUUCAAAAGAAGGAUUAUUCUCUGAAUUUGGAUCAGGUGUUUACGCAGCAAUUAUUUAAAAGUAUUCAUACUCUGGCGAGUUUGUUACAAGAAGAUGAGUAUUCAUCGAGUAAUACAAAGGAUGGUGACAAUGAGGAAGAGAGAAAAAAACAAGGCACCAUUCGUCGAGCAGCAUACAUGUUCAAAUUGGCAAAUGUUUUAGAAAAUCCAAGUAUCCUAUCUUUUGAAUCCAAACAAGUGACCAAUCUGUUUUUGAUGGCAGCCAUGUAUGAUUUUCCACCAGCUCAAUAUCACAUGGGAUGCAUCUUUUUCAAGAAUUAUUGUGUGAAUGACACCAUUACCUAUAAUCAGAUUGAAAGCAAAUUCUUUCCAAAGAGUAAUUAUACUGCACGUAGAUGGUUUGAAAAAGCAGCCGCUCAUCGUCACCCAUUAGCAUUGCUCAAGCUAGCUCAUUAUCAUGAAUUUGGUGUUUCUGGAGUGGAACAAAGUGAGGAAAAAGCAUUUGAGUUGACUCUUAAAGCAGCAGAGUCAGAGAAUGAAUGCUCUCAAGCAUGGUUGCAACUAGGUGAAAAGUAUUUGGGUGGUAUUGGCACAAAACGAGACGUCUCAAAAGGAAUGGAAUAUCUGACCAAGGCGGCAGAGAGUGAGAAUGAAGAGGCAAUGAAAUUGUUGGCAACUAUUUAUCACAAUGGAUUGAAACAACAGCCAGAACAAGACGAAAAGUCACAACCACAAGAAUCUUCACAGACUUUGAUCGAUGACGAAAAAGCAUUAUACUGGUUCACUAAAAUGUGUGAACAAAAUCCUGAAAACGCACAAGCUUUCUAUAUGGUUGGUUUGUAUCAUUUGGGAGCAUUUGGAGAGAUUGAAAAUCAGGAUUUACAAGAAGGAAUUCAUGCCCUCACCAGUGCUGCAAAACUAGGUCAUGAUCGAGCUUGUUAUCAAUUAGGUGGUUUUUGGAUGCAAGUUCAGAAUCCUGAAAUGUCUUACUUUUGGUUUAGGGAAGGAUCACGUCUUGGAAAUGAAGCGUGUGAGGAAGCAUUGAAACAAUUUGAAGUCAUUGACUCGCGAAAUCCUGAUCUCUAA
Naegleria fowleri is the source of this 1719-nucleotide messenger RNA. RefSeq lists its product as uncharacterized. Lineage: Eukaryota; Heterolobosea; Eutetramitea; Acrasida; Naegleriidae. The transcript has a single exon. Gene Ontology annotation, molecular function: protein binding. Bases 1 to 1719 code for a protein of 572 amino acids. The record is from RefSeq and is a predicted model, not a curated record.